AUGGCACCACUGAUUCACAUCAUCUGGCCGGCCCAGUCGGCCAAUUUCAUCUCUGACGAGUUGGGCUACGACGGAAAUUGGAUGGAUCCAAUGCUCAGCGAUGUUGGCGUCCAAGAGGCGCAGUGGCUAAGGGAGAGAACAGCAUCCAUGGGGCCGCGGCUGCAAGGCAUCUUCUCUUCACCGUGUUACCGGUCUAUAGCGACUGCGCAGAUUGCCUUCCAUGGCCGAGGAAAGCACGUCCUUCCGGGAGGAGCGUCAAGAGACCUCAAGAUAAGUCUUGAUGGGGCACUGAUUGAGACUUUGGAAUAUCCCCCCAACCGUCCAGCACACCCACAGGCCAUUAUAAACCACUUUGGUGAAGAUCUUCUUCACACUAGGCUGAUCCAGGACAAUAGAUAUCAGAACGAAAGAUUUUUUCGCGAAUACUGUAGCCACCCCGCGGCUUGUGCCGCCCGUGCUGCCGCUUGCCGGCGACACAUACGCGACUGGGUUCAAUCACGAUACCGGUUAACCGGAGACGAGAAUGGCGAGAUCGUGGUUGUCGGUCACCCAGUAACGAACGCGUUCCUGGCAAUGCCGACGGCGGGUGUGGUUAAUUGGACACUCCCACCAAACUUUCGUCCCCCGCCGACGGCCUCGAUCCAGACGUAUCGCUUUAUUCGGUGGCAGUCCUGGACAGGCACAGACACUGCCGCCCCGCUGGUCAAGGUGCCCCACGAGGAGCUGAUUGCUCACGACCCAUCCUAUACUUGGAAUGAGGACAACGGCUCAGGUCCGCGUGGUCCACAGCCGGUACCGGCUCAGACAGGCAUUGGUGCGAUCUCGUCCAACCCUGAAGACUACAUGGACGUGGACAGCCCUCCGAAUAAUUCACCCGGUGCUAUAGCUGCCCCUCCGACCACACCUACCGAUCCAGACGCUCAAUUGUCAAGACCGUCCUUUAGAAAACCUAUCAAGGACCCCAAAUACACCAUGCCGCCGAGUGUCGUUGCCGAGAUCAAAGCAAGUCUGCCUCAAUGGCCGGCAAAGUUCAUAAGAACAAGACCCAAGUUCGAACCCAAGGCGUGGCCCGAUCCGGAAAAGAUUGUAGUGGUCCGCAACCGUUUCCGUGGCAGUCCUGGCAAGAAGGCAGUCUGGGAGGCGGAGACGGAUAUCGAGAAGCGUAGAGACCGAGGACUCGGCGACAUGGAGCGACGCGCGCGGGAUAUCCAACGGUACUUUCACAAGUACGGAUACACUGACCAGUUCACACCCAUAGUUGUUGCUCAGGCCCAGGCCCUGUGCCCCCCGAAGCCGGUACCUCCCCUGUCCGAGGAACCCGACAUCUUUGAGCCAAUCUUCACUCCCGCUCCGACCUGGGAUGUCAUUGAUUUUGAGAUCUACCCUUCAUGGUUCACCGAUCCUAAGAGAGUGCAGGCGUGGCUAAAUUUGCAGUGGAACGCCAGAGGUAGGUGGGACGGCUGGGAUGCCAACGUGGGCCCAAAACCCGAUGACAGUCCCAAGAAAGCCACGUGA
Molecule: messenger RNA, 1515 nt
Organism: Pestalotiopsis fici W106-1
Lineage: Eukaryota; Fungi; Ascomycota; Sordariomycetes; Amphisphaeriales; Sporocadaceae
Exons: 1
Coding region: 1-1515 (504 amino acids)
Source: RefSeq, a predicted model, not a curated record